Molecule: messenger RNA, 1596 nt
Organism: Racocetra persica
Lineage: Eukaryota; Fungi; Glomeromycota; Glomeromycetes; Diversisporales; Gigasporaceae
Source: the annotation of a GenBank genome assembly
AUGCCUAUGAGUUCUUUACCCGUAGAUUGUGUUACGAUAAUAUUAGAGAACUUACGAUAUGACCCUGGUUGUCUUUUUUCCUGUCUUUUGAUCAAUCGUAGUUGGUGUCGAGUAACCGUUCCGAUUUUGUGGAGUGAUCCUUUUAGUAUUUUUGGCGAAAAAUUCGGGCGAAACAUUAUAAGAAGUUAUCUUAUCUGUUUAGAUUACGAAAAUAAGUUAAAUUUAAUUAAAAAUGGAAUCAAUAUUUCCCUCUCCGAAAACCCGCUCUUUGGAUAUCAUAAAUACUUACAGUUUUUGGAAUAUGAAUUAUUAAAUCACUUGGUUCGGUCUUGGAUGAUAGAGAAUGAGCAUUUUAAGUAUUUUGACAUCACCCUUUAUGAAGAAAGCUCCGUUUCAAAACAUCAAUUUUGUCUAAUAAUGUCUAUAUUGUGCAAGCUUUUUAUGGAAAAUUGUUCAAUCAAGUCUUUUCGCUUGUCAAAAUCAUGGAGACAUCUUGAUAUACCUGAUAUAUCAAUGUUCUCAUCAGGCAAUCUUGGUUUGACUAAAACUCGUGAACUAGAAAUUUGUUUCACAGAGGAUGAAUCUAUAAUGCCAAAUACCGCAAAACUUUUAAGGCUUCUGUCUUCCUUGUGCACUGAGCUCCGUAGUUUAUCGAUAAUUUUACCAAUGACCACAGAAUUGAGAGAUAUGAGUGAAUUUUAUGAUUUGUUUAAGGCACAACGAAAUCUUAAAAGGUUUAAAUUAUGUUGGUCUCGUCAGAUUUUUGAUAAUUUUCUCAGAGUAAUGAAUUCUCAAGUUAAUCCUCAAAUUAAUACCACCUUGACCAGUCUUCAAUUACAUAGAAUUAAAUUGGAUAAUCUUUCUCUAGAUGCUUUAGAAUUCUGCAGUUGCCUAAAAACAUUCAAAAUCAUAAACCUUUGUGAGGAUCUUACAUUAACCCCACAAUGUCUUUCUUCCUCAUUUGUUUAUUUUUUCAAAUCUUUUUACUUUUGGUCAAAUUGUAAUAUGUCCGCUCAAUCAACCGCGGCUAUUAUUAAAAAAGCUGGUCGGUCAUUGCAAAAGUUACAUUUAGAUCUUAUCACAAGUGAUACAGUCGAUGCCAUUCUUAAUUAUUGUCCAAAUAUUUCUAUUUUGAAGAUUUACAACAAGGACGAUAAUGAUAAUAUUAAUCUUUGCAAGUUAUUGAGCGGUAUGAAAGGAAUGAAAUUGAAAAAACUUGACUUGGUUUUUAACUCUGCAUUUACAUCAAAACUUGGUCGGAUAUUACCACUUUCUUUGGAUUCUUUGACGCUCCUUGAUGUCAAUCCUACCUUUUACAAAUUUCUUGAAGAGUUUUUAAAUGGUAUCCAGGCUCAACUAUCAAGUUUAACAAUUUCGUUUCUCGGAAAGUGCUUACCUGAAAUUUUAAAAGUGAUUCGAGACUAUGUCAAGUCAAAGAAUGUAUUGAAAACUCUUAAUUUUACAUCACAUCCUCUUAGGUAUAUGUGUGAGAAAGAACUAAAUGACAUAUUGGUCAUGAAACAGGAGCUUCAUGAAAAUGUGAAUGUGUUGCUUGAUUAUUCCAAGGAUUAUUAUAAUCUUGAAAUGGCAGCAUAA